This is a messenger RNA of Bombina bombina (fire-bellied toad), 4641 nucleotides long. Its product is annotated as vitellogenin-A2-like. The record is from RefSeq and is a predicted model, not a curated record. Lineage: Eukaryota; Metazoa; Chordata; Amphibia; Anura; Bombinatoridae. The transcript is spliced from 29 exons. Gene Ontology annotation, molecular function: lipid carrier activity. Gene Ontology annotation, biological process: lipid transport.
UUACAUACUCUAGUGAGUUGUAACUGCUGUUAUUAUAUAUUUGUUGUAGUUUUUUAUUUUUAAGAACUGUUCACAAUUUUCUCUGAAGUUCUUUUUCAAUGUGAAUUAAGAAUUGUUUGCACAAACUGAUGAAGAGAUGUGAAUGAGCCAAAAUUGUAUCACGUUUUUCAGAUUUUCAAUUAUAAAUAGAGCAGGUUGCUCGUGGUUCUGCUUUCCCCACCAUGAGGGGAAUCAUCCUAGCAUUUCUGCUUGCUGUGGCGGGCUCUGAACGAUCAGAUAUAGAGCCCGUUUUUAGCCAAAGCAAAACUAUUGUAUAUGACUAUGAGGCUGUUAUUCUGAAUGGACUUCCUGAAAAUGGCUUGGUGCGGUCUGGUAUUAAAGUGAACUGCAAAUUUGAGAUCAAAUCCUUUGCUCAGAGGAUGUACCUUCUCAAGAUUCAAUCUCCAGAAAUAAAGGAGUACAAUGGUGUGUGGCCAAAGGAUCCAUUUACGCGGUCAUCCAAGUUGACAAAAAUAAUUGCUGAUCAGCUUACAAAACCUGUAAAGUUUGAAUACCACAAUGGACGGGUUGGAAACAUCUAUGCCUCUGAUGAUGUUUCAGACACUGUUGUCAACAUUUACAGAGGAAUCUUGAACUUGUUCCAAAUGACCAUGAAAAAGACACAAAAUGUUUAUGACUUGCAAGAGUCAAGCAUUGGUGGAGUCUGCCACACCAGAUAUGUUGUUCAAGAGGACAGAAGAGGAGAUCAAAUCAUUGUACAUAAGUCUACAGACCUGAACAACUGUCAAGACAAAGUAUAUAAGAAUGUCGGCAUUGCCUUCUUGGAGUCCUGCAUAGCUUGUAAACAUCUGGGGAAAAAUUUACGUGGAACAGCAACAUACACCUACAAGUUGAAGAAGAGGGAACAAGGCGCUUUUAUAAUGGAAGUUUCAGCACGGCAGAUAUAUCAUUAUUCCCCAUUUGCUGAACUCAAUGGUGCUGCUGUUAUGGAAGCCAGACAAGUAAUAACUUGGGCAGGAACCAAAGGUGGUCAGACGUAUGCACCACAGAUUCAGCUGCAAAACCGUGGUGGGCUUCAUUAUCAGGUGGCUUCUGAGGUGUACCAAAUUCCUAUCCAUCUUAUGAGAACCAAGAGCCCUGAAGGACAGAUAGAGGAAACUCUGCAACACCUGGUACAGAAUAAUCAACAGCAAGUGCACAAUGAUGCUCCACCCAAAUUUUUGGAACUUACUCAGCUUCUACGUUUAUCAUCUAUUGAAGGCCUCCAGGGCAUUUGGAAGCAGUUUUCUGGUAGACCUCAGUACAGACGUUGGCUCUUGAAUGCUAUCCCUGUUGCUGGAACAAUGGAUUCCCUGAAGUUUAUUAAGCAGAGUCUUCACAACCAGGACCUGAGCCCUCAUGAAGCAGCAGUAACAAUUACACUGGCAAUGCAAUUUGCAAGAUCCAAUCAACGUGCUUUCCAAGUUUCCGCUGAGUUGGUAAAAGAUCCAAAGAUACAGAAAUAUCGUCAAUUGUACAAAGCUGCAAUCCUUGCUUAUGGCUCCAUGGUGAAUAAGUACUGUGAACAUCUGAGUGGCUGUCCAGAGGCAGCUUUAGAGCCCCUGCAUGAUUUAGUGGCUGAGGCCCACAGCAAGGUACAUGAAGAGGAUAUCUCCCUGGCACUUAAGGCUUUGGGUAAUGCAGGGCAACCUCAAAGUAUCAAAUGGAUCCAGAAGUUCUUGCCCGGCUUUUCCUCCACUGCUUCCCAGCUCCCAGUCAGGAUUCAGACUGAUGCUGUCAUGGCCCUGAGAAACAUUGCCCAACAAGACCAACGAAAAGUGCAAGAAAUCCUACUCCAGGUCUUCAUGAACCGCAAUGCACGUACAGAAGUCCGACAGAUGGCAUCUUUGGCAUUGUUUGAGACUAAGCCAGGUCUGGCUUUAGUAACAACCAUUGCCAAUGUGGUGGUAAAGGAAAGCAAACUAAAUUUACAACUUGCAAGUUUUAUAUACAACCAAAUAAAGGCCUUGUCCAGGAGCAGAGUGCCACAUCUUGAACCCCUGGCUGCAGCUCGCAGUGUUGCCCUUAAGAUAAUGAAUCCAGCUAUUGACAAAUUAGGAUUCUGAUACAGCAAAGUUUAUCGAGUAGAUCAUUUCAAAGAUUCUCUAAUGGCUGGUGCUGCUGCCAAAGUCUACAUUAUGAAUAGUGCAAAUACCAUGUCCCCUAUGUUCAUUCUCGCUAAAAUCAGAGGAUAUGUUGUGGGAGAAGAAACAGAUGAUAUAGAGAUUGGGAUCAGAGGAGAAGGACUAGAGGAAAUGCUCAGAAAACAGAACGUUCCCUUUUCGGAGUACCCAAUGCGCAAGAAGAUGAUGCAGACUGUGAAAACACUAUUGCGAAGGAAAGAACUGCCUUCCCAAGAUCUUCUUCUGUCUGGCUAUAUCAAGAUAAAUGGUCAAGAACUUUCUUUCUCUAAAGUAAACAAAGAAGUCAUUCAAACCAUUAUACAGGCACUCAAUGAGCCAGCUGAAAGACAAACACUUGUCAAGAAUGUGAUGAACAAGCUACUUGGAGGGUUUGCUGGACAAUGGGCCCAUGCAUUGCUUGCCACAGAAGUUCGACACAUUGUUCCCACAUCUGUUGGUUUUCCUGCAGAGUUUAGCUUAUAUACUUGCGGUGUUGUCCAUGCAGCCAUCUCAAAUGAUGUAAAGGUUACUCCAACUCCAUCUUCGGGUUUUAAUGUUUCACAGCUCUUGGAAUCUCAAGUGCAACUUCGCACUGAUUUAAACCCAAGUGUAUUAGUGCAUGCAGUGGCAACUAUGGGAGUGAAUACCCACUUGAUUCAGAGUGGUCUUGAAUUCCAUGCCAGGCUACGUACAAAUCUACCUGCAAAAUUGUCUGCUAGUUUUGAUAUGAAAGAGAACAUUUUUAAAAUUGAAACAUCACCAAGCCAGCAAGAAGAUGACCUUGUUGUAGUAAGGGUUCAGACAUUUGCUAUGACAAGAAAUGUGGAAGAACUAGACACAGCCAAAAAGACACCAAUUUUGCCAAGAGGAGCAGAGCCAGACAUUCAGAAGAAACACUUUGAGACAGGAAAAGCUUCAGCAGAAGGAGCUAGCAUGAUGGAUGUGUCCUCAGAAAUUGUAUCCAAGAAAUAUGCCUAUUCUGCAGAAGUAGUACAACACCAGUCUUGACAAAGAUGUAUUGCAUCAUAUCAUUAUUGUGUUAAAGCUAGAAAUUUUGGCUUCCAAAUAUGCUUUGAUGCUAAACAACAAAAUGCUGCAUUUCUCAGAAAUUUUCCUCUUUAUCAGGCUGUUGGAGAACAUGAAUUCAAAGUCACAAUGAAACCAGCUCACACUGAUGCACCAAUUGAAAAACUGCAGCUUGAAAUCACAACUGGACCAAAAGCUGCUUCUAAGAUCAAUGCCCUGGUAAAAGUAGAAGAAAAUGAAGAUGAACAGCUUGAAAACUCAGAAGUCCAAAUAAGACUGAAAAGAAUUCUUGGAUUAGAUAAUGAGUUUAUGUUUACAAUGUAUUACCGAGGUAUGAAAAUCCCAGUGUCCAUCCCUGUUGGUCAUCAUAUGCAGCAAGAAGUCCUGCAAGCACCAACAUGGAAUAUGUUCUCAGAAGCACCACAUGUAAUUAUGGAGUCUUUGCAAGGUCAAUGUAAGGUCUCUCAAAUCCAAAUCCAAACAUUCAAUGGGGUCAACUUAGCCUAUGCUUCGCCUGAAAGAUGUUCCCAUGUUCUGGUGCAGGACUGCAGCCCUGAAUUGAAAUUUUUGGUGACAAUGAAAAACUCAAAAGACUCCACUUUAAACAAAGACAUAAAUAUUAAUCUUGGCACUUAUGACAUCGACUUAUAUUAUGUAGAGAACAAUCUGAAAAUGAAAAUAAAUGGUGUAGAGUUAUCUGAAGAAAACCUUCCAUAUAGAUCACAUGCUGAUCCAUCUGUCCUGAUUCUUAAGGAGGAAACUGGUGUGUCUGUAUUAGCCCCAGAAUAUGGCAUUGAAGCUCUUCAUUAUGAUGGUGAAAAUAUCAAGGUAAGAACUGCUAUUUGGAUGAAAGCCAAGACCUGUGGAUUGUGUGGUCGCCAUGAUGAUGAAAAUGAACAGGAGUUCCAGACACCUGAUGGUUAUGUUGCCAAAGAUGUUGUGAGCUUUGGUCAUUCAUGGAUUCUGAAUUCAGAAAGAUGCUCUGAAGACUGCAAAGUUAAGCACUCUCUGGUGAAAUUUGACAAACCAGUAGGACUUGAUGGAGAAAAUGCAAAAUGUUAUUCAGUUCGUCCAGUUUUUCAAUGUCUCAAGGGAUGUUCCCCAGUUAAGACUGCAGAGGUCACUACUGGUUUCCACUGUCUUCCUUCUGAAGCAACUCUUGACCUGGCUGAUGAGCAAAUUCACCUGGAUAAAUCUGAAGAUUUCUCUGAUAAGAUUCAAUCUCACACGGCCUGUUCAUGUGAAUCAUCCCCAUGUGCAUAAAAGACAAUGCAUUUUAUUCUUUCUCAGGAAGACUACAUAGAUUAUAUUUUAAUUUUCUAAAUACAGGGAAGCUGUUAAUACAUAAUCUGUGUACGUGCAUGAUUUUUAUUUGAGGAAUUAUCAAAAAACCCAACAAUCUAUAUGUUGUAAUAUAUUGCAUUCCAAAUAAAUAUUUGCAUUUGAAAAAGAA